AUGAGCAGUCCUUCUAAUUCGCCCGAGCGCCAAGGGAAAAGUGCUCCCAAUGAUGCCGAUGACAGUGGUGACGAGGAUGUCUUCCACGAUGCCCACUUCCCCGCCGAGGAAGAAGCCCAACUCUUGAAAGAAGCCCACGAAAUCAAAUCCGAAGCAAAUCAGCUGUUUCUCGCGACCAGCUAUGACCAAGCCAUCUCCUGCUACGAUCGAGCUCUCGCUUCCUGCCCGAGCUACCUCGAUUACGAUGUCGCCAUAAUCCACAGUAAUAUCGCUGCUUGCCAUUUGAAAUUGGAAGAUUGGAAGGCCGCAGUAGACUCUGCAUCCGUCUCCAUUGAACGUCUGAGCAAGAUUAUCCCGCCAACCCCACAGGACAAGGGUGACGAGUCGAAGGGGAAACAAAUCCCAGAAUCCGACAAAAAGCACACAGAUGCAGUGGUUGAACUGUCGGGAGAUGACGAAGAAGCCGAGUUGAAGGAACUACAAAGAUUGCAAGAGCAGGACGAGCAGAGGAGCAAGGUGAUGCGACUUCGAGCCAAAGUCCUUAUGCGACGCGCAAAGGCGAAGACCCAAAUCGGUGGCUGGGGUAGUUUGCAAGGUGCCGCAGAGGACUACCAGGCCCUUGCUGCGGUUGAAAACCUUCCGGCAGAUGAUAAAAGAGUUGUGCAACGGGCAUUGCGGGAACUCCCCGAGCGCAUCAAUCAAGCACGGGAGAAGGAGAUGGGCGAUAUGAUGGGCAAGCUGAAGGAUCUCGGAAAUGGGAUCUUGAGCCCAUUUGGUCUGUCGACGGACAACUUCAAGUUCGUCCAGGACCCGAAGACGGGUGGCUAUAACAUGAACUUCCAAUCCUAA
This is a messenger RNA of Penicillium hordei, 849 nucleotides long. RefSeq lists its product as uncharacterized. Lineage: Eukaryota; Fungi; Ascomycota; Eurotiomycetes; Eurotiales; Aspergillaceae. Bases 1 to 849 code for a protein of 282 amino acids. Gene Ontology annotation, molecular function: protein binding. The transcript is spliced from 3 exons. The record is from RefSeq and is a predicted model, not a curated record.